This is a messenger RNA of Cucumis sativus (cucumber), 1468 nucleotides long. RefSeq names its product OVARIAN TUMOR DOMAIN-containing deubiquitinating enzyme 5. The record is from RefSeq and is a predicted model, not a curated record. Lineage: Eukaryota; Viridiplantae; Streptophyta; Magnoliopsida; Cucurbitales; Cucurbitaceae. Gene Ontology annotation, molecular function: cysteine-type deubiquitinase activity. Bases 230 to 1207 code for a protein of 325 amino acids. Gene Ontology annotation, biological process: protein deubiquitination. The transcript has 3 exons.
UGCAGUCCUUGUUCGUCUUCUCCUAAUGCCCUAGCUUCUCUCAGUUCCAUUUCCUCUUCAACCUCUCAUCACAUUUCAUUUCCAAUUUUCCGUUCGAUUUGGCCCUAAAUUCUGCUAUACUGCUCUUUGCUUUUUUUAUUUCGACGGAAAAUUGUUGAUAUUUAGAAGAAGAACGCUUGGUGAGGGUCAUUUCUUAAGUAAUUCUUGAAGAAGAUAGUUGCUGAGAACUAUGGAGGACACUCAGCAAACAGAGGACACUCAGCAAACAGAGGACACAUCAUCUGGAACUGUCCCAGAUAAAGCAUCUCAAGAGAAUCAUGAAAGUCGUGAUGAAAUGCUUUCAAGGCAUAGGAAAGAGAUAUCUCAGUUGCAGAACAAAGAAAUUGAACUUAAAAAGGCAGCAGCUAGAGGUAGCAAAGCUGAACAAAAAGUGAAGAAAAAACAGGUGGAGGAAGAGAUAUCUCAACUUUCUGUGAAGCUAAAAAAGAAACAGGCCGAAGAACUUGCGUCCUUAGGCUUUAGUAACAGUAAUGGAAAUGAAAAAAACAUCGACAAUCUAGUGAAGGCCAUAGCUGGGGUAUCUAUGGCAGCUCAGUCCGAUCAUUCAAAGCCGAGCAAAAGCACAAGGCGUAAAGAGAAAAGGGCUCAACAAGAAGCCGAAAGAGAUCGAAGAAUUGAAGAGGAGCAAAGCAACAUUGUGAGUGAUAGAAUGAUCGAAAAUGAACAUUUGGAAAAGAAGCUCGAACCUCUUGGCUUGACUGUCAACGAAAUCAAGCCAGAUGGACAUUGCCUCUACAGGGCAGUUGAAAACCAGCUAGCCUACCUUUCAGGAGGUUCGUCUCCAUAUAAUUACCAACAACUUCGGGAGAUGGUAGCAGCUUACAUGAGAGACCAUUCAACUGAUUACAUGCCAUUUUUCCUCUCGGACAAUGGCGUAGAAGGCAACUCCAACAGUUCGUUGGCUGAAAGGUUUGAAAACUACUGCAAGGAAGUUGAGUCAACUGCAGCAUGGGGAGGGCAGCUGGAACUUGGUGCUUUAACACAUUGCCUUAGAAAACAUAUCAUGAUAUUUUCGGGAUCGUUCCCUGAUGUGGAAAUGGGGAAAGAAUACAAAUCUGAAGGGGUAAUAAACUCAAGUAUUAGGUUGUCUUACCAUAAGCAUGCCUUUGGACUUGGGGAGCACUACAAUUCUGUGGUUCCUGUAUGAUGAUGAAGUUGGGUGGUAUAAUCAUGAAGGGCCACUUUUACUUUGGCAUUUAUUCUGUUAUGCAAUAUCUUUUUUGAGCCUCGAGUUUGUACCUAAAGGACAAGGGAGAAGGGUGUGCCAAAAAAAAAUAUAAUGUUCUUCUUUUUGUUUCCUUCCUUAGAUAUUUAGCUUUCUUUCACAUUUAUUCUUCAAUUUACCGAAUCCAAUUCUUCUGUGUUAUCUUAUAACACUUUCGUUUGCUGUUUUAUCUAUUGUUUUUUA